This is a messenger RNA of Corvus hawaiiensis (hawaiian crow), 4321 nucleotides long. RefSeq names its product TAO kinase 3 (gene TAOK3). Gene Ontology annotation, biological process: protein phosphorylation; execution phase of apoptosis. Lineage: Eukaryota; Metazoa; Chordata; Aves; Passeriformes; Corvidae. Bases 203 to 3001 code for a protein of 932 amino acids. The transcript is spliced from 23 exons. Gene Ontology annotation, molecular function: protein kinase activity; ATP binding. The record is from RefSeq and is a predicted model, not a curated record.
UCACCCCGCUUCCCCGGGAACAAUAGGAAAGUCUGGAGGGCCGGGAGCACAGGACAAUGCUGCUGGAAGGAAUGUGAGCCACAGAGCAUGGUUGGUGCCACAGUUAUCCAGGUGCUGAGAGCUGUCUGCAAACGGCUUUGUCGAUGAAGGAAGAAAUUGGUUGGGACUUGAGAGCACAAACCAGUUCCUAACACACUUCACCAUGCGCAAAGGGGUGCCAAAGGACCCAGAAAUAGCUGACCUGUUCUACAAAGAUGAUCCUGAGGAAAUAUUUGUGGGUUUGCAUGAAAUUGGACAUGGAAGUUUUGGAGCAGUUUACUUUGCUACAAAUUCCCACACUAAUGAGGUGGUGGCAGUCAAGAAGAUGUCCUAUAGCGGAAAGCAAACGAAUGAGAAAUGGCAGGACAUCAUCAAAGAAGUCAAGUUUCUCCAACAGCUGAAGCACCCCAACACCAUAGAGUACAAGGGCUGUUACCUGAAGGAGCACACGGCAUGGUUGGUUAUGGAGUACUGUUUAGGAUCAGCUUCUGAUUUGCUAGAAGUUCACAAGAAACCACUGCAGGAAGUGGAGAUCGCUGCCAUCACCCACGGUGCCUUGCAGGGGCUGGCCUACCUGCACUCCCACUGUAGGAUCCACAGGGAUAUUAAAGCUGGAAAUAUUCUUCUAACAGAACCAGGUCAAGUGAAACUCGCUGAUUUUGGAUCUGCAUCUAUAGUGUCCCCUGCCAACUCUUUUGUGGGAACGCCUUACUGGAUGGCACCAGAGGUGAUCCUUGCUAUGGAUGAGGGACAGUACGAUGGGAAGGUGGAUGUCUGGUCUCUCGGGAUCACGUGCAUCGAGUUAGCUGAAAGGAAGCCUCCACUUUUCAACAUGAAUGCAAUGAGUGCCUUAUAUCACAUAGCCCAGAACGAUUCCCCUAGAUUACAAUCAGAUGAAUGGUCAGACUCCUUUAGGGGAUUUGUUGAUUACUGCUUACAGAAAAUACCUCAGGAAAGGCCAUCAUCAACGGAUUUGUUACGGCACGAUUUUGUCCGCCGGGAGCGACCACCCAGGGUGCUCAUAGACCUCAUCCAAAGGACCAAGGAUGCAGUGAGGGAGCUGGACAACCUGCAGUACCGGAAAAUGAAGAAAAUCCUGUUCCAGGAGACACGGAAUGGCCCCCUGAAUGAGUCCCAGGAGGAGGAGGAGGACAGUGAGCAUGGAUCAAACCUGAGUAGGAAGAUGGACAGUCUGGGCAGCAACCAUUCCAUCCCCAGCAUGUCUGUGAGCACAGGCAGCCAGAGCAGCAGUGUGAGCAGCAUGCAGGAGGUCCUGGAUGAGAGCAGCCCUGAGCUGGUCAUGAUGCAUAGUGACGAGAGCACCAUUAAUUCCACCUCCUCCGUUGUUCACAAGAAGCUGCUAGUUGGCUGUAACUUCCAAAAAUGUUUUGUGGUCACAGGGAAAUUCAGAUGCCUGGCUUGGAUGAGGAAGUUUUCCUUGCCCUGUUGCAGGUUCCAGGAUCAUGUAUUUAUAAGGGAUGAGGUGGGCCACAGGGAUCGCAGGCCUGAGGUGCGGCCUACCCAGUCAGUGCAGAAUCAGGCCCUCCACUACCGGAACCGAGAGCGCUUUGCCACAAUCAAAUCAGCAUCUUUGGUUACAAGACAGAUCCAUGAGCAUGAGCAGGAGAACGAGCUGCGGGAACAGAUGUCAGGAUAUAAGCGGAUGCGGCGCCAGCACCAGAAGCAGCUGAUCGCCCUGGAGAACAAGUUGAAGGCUGAGAUGGACGAGCACCGCCUCAAGCUGCAGAAGGAGGUGGAGACACAUGCCAACAACUCGUCCAUUGAGCUGGAGAAGCUGGCCAAGAAGCAAGUGGCUGUGAUGGAGAAGGAGGCAAAGGCAGCUGCAGCAGAUGAAAAGAAAUUCCAGCAACAGAUUUUGGCUCAGCAAAAGAAAGACCUGGCGACCUUUUUAGAAAGUCAGAAGAAACAAUACAAGCUUUGCAAGGAAAAGAUUAAAGAGGAAAUGAACGAGGACCACAGCACGCCCAAGAAAGAGAAGCAAGAAAGGAUAUCCAAACACAAAGAGAACCUGCAGCACACACAGGCUGAAGAGGAGGCCCAACUUCUCACCCAGCAGAGACUCUACUACGACAAAAACUGCCGUUUCUUCAAGAGAAAAACGAUGAUCAAGAGGCACGAGAUGGAGCAGCAGAACAUUCGGGAAGAGCUGAACAAGAAGCGGACGCAGAAGGAGAUGGAGCACGCGAUGCUGAUCCGGCACGACGAGUCCACACGGGAGCUGGAGUACCGGCAGUUGCACACGCUGCAGAAGCUGCGCAUGGACCUCAUCCGGCUGCAGCACCAGACUGAGCUCGAGAACCAGCUGGAGUACAACAAGCGGCGGGAGCGGGAGCUGCACAGGAAGCAUUUCAUGGAGCUCCGGCAGCAACCAAAGAACCUGAAGGCUAUGGAAAUGCAGAUCAAAAAGCAGUUCCAGGACACAUGCAAAGUGCAAACUAAGCAGUACAAAGCACUGAAGAAUCACCAGCUGGAAGUAACUCCAAAGAGUGAGCACAAGACAAUUCUGAAGAGCCUGAAGGACGAGCAGACGCGGAAGCUCGCCAUCCUGGCUGAGCAGUACGAGCAGAGCAUCAACGAGAUGAUGGCCUCGCAGGCGCUCCGGCUGGAUGAGGCCCAGGAAGCAGAAUGCCAAGCCCUGAGACUGCAGCUCCAGCAGGAGAUGGAGCUGCUCAAUGCGUACCAGAGCAAAAUUAAGAUGCAGACAGAAGCACAGCAUGAAAGGGAACUCCAAAAGCUGGAGCAACGGGUGUCGCUGCGCAGGGCACACCUGGAACAGAAGAUCGAAGAGGAGCUCGCCGCUCUCCAGAAGGAACGCAGCGAGAGGAUCAAGUUUCUGUUGGAAAGGCAGGAGCGAGAGAUUGAGACGUUUGACAUGGAGAGCUUGCGGAUGGGCUUUGGGAAUUUGGUCACAUUAGAAUAUCCCAAGGAGGACUAUAGAUGAGGUUAAAUUUCUUUGCCAUUUUAAAAAAAACCAACACAAAAAGCAAACAAAGUAAGGAUAAAACUUGCAAACCCAACAUUCCCCAUGUUGACGGGCGUGCUCUCUCUCUUUCUGUCUCUCUUACUGACAUCGUGUCGGACCAGUGCCUGUAUAUUCUUACUCCAUCAGGGGCCCCUUUCCCCCGUCACGUCCCGGUGCAGGACAGCUCCUGGCAGUCUUUUCCAUAGUAUGUCACAGUAUUGAUGUCUCUGUGCAAUGAUUAAAAAUGUUUCAGUGAAAACUUUGGAGACAAUUUUAAUGGAGAAAAAAAAAAACCAUAAAAAAAAACCAACCCAAGUGGAUGUAUGUUGCUUUUGAGCAAUCACUCAUUUUACCACCAAUCAAUGAAAGUACAAGCAAAAAAAUAUUAAUAAUUAAAAGAUAUCUACGAUCCCAGGGGGAGAGAGACUGAAUCCGCAGCCUUACCUUAACUAGCUGCUGCAUAAUUUUAUUUUAUUUUUAUUUUUUUGGUAUUUAUUCAUCAGGAAUAAUUAAAUAAUAAAAUUUUAUUAAAGAUUGAAAAAAAUUUGAUACAUUUUACAGAAAAAAAACCUUAAAUCGUGCUGUACAUAUCAGUGGUGACAUAUUAUUACUUUUUUGGGGGUGGGGAGGGGCGGGGCAAUGACGUGGUGAUUUUUAGGAGAACCAUGCCAGGGGCAGCAGGGACGAGCCCGGGCCCCUAGGCAUAUUCUUGAUUGUAUCAUAAAUCAUUUUCUGCUGUCGCAGAGAAUGUGAAUACACUUAAAUGAGCCCACAGGAUCCCAGUAGCACAAAUUGGGCUUUGUCAAAUCGUGUAUUUUGUGUAUAGAAGGAAUUUAAGGAGAGCUUUUACUUAUUUUCAUAUUGUAUUUUAACUGUUUCUCUGAUCAAAAAUUUUUUUACUUCUUUCCCCCGCUCCUGUCCCGCUCCAGCCACUCCCCACUCUCCAGUUCCGUUCCAGAGCUCAACACUGUCUGUUAGAUCAUCCCAGCCCUUUUCAGUUUUUCUUUUAUUUGUUUUUUGGGGGUUUUUUUUUGUUCCUCCCCCAAGUCCACCCCCAACCCCAUGAUCUUGGACAUAAAUAUUGCAUUAUUCACACUUUCAAACUGUGUAUUUUCUUACAAUAAAAAGAGGAAAAAAAAAAGGCUUUACUUCUUUUGCAUGCACUUUAAAAAAAAACCAACAAAAAAAAAGGACAAAAAAACCAACAAAACAACAAAAACAUUUUUCAGGUUCCAGGGAAGAGCAUGAAUAACUGUCAGAGCUUUUAAUUAUAUUUGUAAAUAAAAGUGUUCAUCACAA